AUGAUGAAGGCCUUAAUUCUAGCACUGGCAUUGACCCUUGUGGGUAAGUAUAGAUGUACUAUCUAUCAGAAAUGCUGGGGGGGGGGAAGUGUUACAGAAAUUUCAAAUGUAAAACAGUACAGUGGUACCUUGGUUUACAGACACUUCAGGUUACAGACUCCGCUGACCCAGAAAUAGUACCUCGGGUUAAGAACUUUCCUUCAGGAUGAGAACAGAAAUCGCAUGACGGCGGCGCAGCGGCAGCAGGAGGCCCCAUUAGCUAAAGUGGUACCUCAGGUUAAGAACAGUUUCAGGUUAAGAACGGACCUCUAGAACGAAUUAAGUUCUUAACCCGAGGUACCACUGUUUCAUAGCUCUCUAUUAUAGCAAAUAAUGGGAUGUGGUUCAUUUUGGCUCAUUCCAACUCAGACCCAUUGAAAUCAGUGGGUGGUAUUCAGUUAAGUCUGUCUCAGAGCAGACCUAUUAAAAUCAAUGGAUAUAAUGUAUUUUUCCGAGCAUAAGACACCCCUGUGUAUUUUGGGGGACUCCAAAUUAAGAAAAUGGGAGGAAAUUGCCCCAUGUAUAAGGUGACCCCCCUUUUCUUAACAUAAUUUUAAAGGAAAAAAACCUAGUCUUAUACACAGAAAAGUACAGUACCAUAGUCACAUCCACUAAUUUCAAUGUGUCUGGUCUUCUCUGAGUGUGACUGAGUGUGAACUUAAAAUUCUUAUCAGUAAAUGGAAAAUACCUAAAAGGUUUGCAUGAAUAAAACAACAUUUUUUUAAAAAAACACCUCUUUUUUUGGCACAAUUUGUAAGAUGCUUAACUGUAAAUAAAACCUCUAAGCAGUUUACAAAGAUUUCAUGCCUAUGUAUUCCCAAAAAAACAUGAAGUACAAAUAUUCAUGGAACAAAUGCAUUUUCUCUGUUUUAACUUUAUUUUUUAUCUUUCAGGUUGUCAGCAACAAAAACGUAAGUAUCUAAAAAAGAAGUAUGCAAUUUUGAAAACUGUUUGGCAGUUUUUCGAAAUAUUUGACGUGAUAUUUUUCACAUGUUGCCUAUAAUAUUUCUUUGGACUUCCCUCCCUCCAGAAAUCGAAGGUGAUGUUGCCACAUAUGCAGUCGAAUUUCAAAAUACAAUCAGACUCCCAGGAAAAGGUGCAGGAAGCUCUGGACUGAAAUUAAAAUGUAAAAUUGCCAUCGGCCAAAUUGCACCAGACCGUAAAGUUCUACAGGUAAGGGAACUUUUUCAGUCUUGAAAGUUAACUUUCUCUGUGAGUUUUUAAGGUUGAGGGGAAAAUAAUUCAAUUUUGUCAUGCAACUUGCAUAGACCUUACCUAAUAGUAUUAUUAUUUAUGCAAUGAGCGAAAUUCCUUUUCACACAUUACCAGGCAAUUCUCAGUCAGCUCAAGCCAAACUCAGGCUUGAAGGAUUUAUUCUGCUUAGUGGUCAAAAAAGACAAUCGGAUGUAAUUUCAGAUGCACAAUAAUUUUAUUGUGGCAUCAAUUCAAUUGUUCUCAAACUGUGAUGCCUUGAAAAUUAUUUAAUCAAAUGAUGGUUGUAACUAAUAAACAAAGACUAAUGCAUUUUCUAACAAAGUGGGAUGUCAUUGAAUAUUGACAAUUCUAAAUUUCAUGUGGCUACUUCAGUACCUGCAGAGCGCAAUGAUAUUCUAUGCACCACUCUGCAUAUUUUGAGCAAUCUGGUGACAUUUAAAUUUUUUUAAAAAUAACGAAUGCAGCAUGAAAACCUUUGCUGCCUUUUCCUACUGAAAUUGCGGGGGGGGGGGUGAGAAAGGGUUUCCCCAUAGGUUUGCAGCAGAGCCCAUUGUUCCCUGUCAUCCUGUCCUGGUGCCAGACGUAACCCUGUUAUCCUACCCUAGAUUCACUUCAGAUCAUAGCCUGGCUACACAUAGAGAAAGCUUUGUAAACCCUUCUGGGUCAGAAAUUAUGUGGGCUUGCUCUAGGCUGAAGACAAGACAUAAUACAAGAGUAGGGUUCAAAGUCGGUUAACAUAUUCAAAGCCCUCCUUCUCAGUAAUAAUAACACACCAGACUUGACCCACUCUGCUUGCUCACUCACUUGCACUGCAUCCACUUUCUCCUUCCUUUCUGAUAGUGUCUGCAGCAAAGGGUCUAAGACAACGCCAUUUCCAUUCCAGAGACCUGAAUGUCUGUUUCCCAGAUGGUAGAGAUGCAAGAAGCUGCAAUGGGAGUGGUGGCAAGUGAGAGUAAUAAGGAACAGGAGGAAGCAGCAAGACUGCUUUGGUUAGCUGAUUAGCCUGUCAGCCCAGGACAAAACUGGCCUCUUGGCAAAGGGGAAGGAUUCUAUUAUCAUACUACAUUUGUCUUCACUUGUAGUUUUCUUGAAAACUCUUAAAGGUCAAGUCAGUGAAAAUAAAAUGGCUUAGUUAGCGUCACUUCAGCAUUCUUUUAGGCUUCCGAUUUCAAAUGGCUAGCCUUAGAUACAGUAAAAAGAUUCUUACACAUGUAGUAAUGAAGUCCUGUCAUUAACAUGAAUGUGUAGUUUACAUGUGGUAAAAUAGAUGCUAGGCGGAAAACAUUUAAGCUCUAAUUUGUGUGGUUUUGAGAAGGUGUGGUUUUGAAGACUGCCGUUUAAAUAACCUAUAUGGAUUCUAAAGGGAGGUGGAAAAUAACAUGAAAUUUACUCUUUGUGUGUGUGUGUGACAGCUUCAUAGCGUUGAAGUGCUUGAGCUCAAUGGCAUCCAGCCACAGCAGGACUUCAAGCAGUCAUCCAAGCUGACCAAGAUGUUUGAGGAAGACUUACCUGGCAUAGUUACAUUUCGCCACAGGAAAGGCUUUGUUGAUGACAUCAUGGCUUCAGGACACUUCUCAGAAUAUAAACUUGGAGUCUUCAAAGGUCUUCUGAACAACCUGCAAUAUUCCAUGAAGCUAGACCAGAAAAGCUACAACUUAAGAGAGGUGAACUUUUAAUUUCCGUUGCAUUUAUAGUACUGUGGCUUUUAUUUUCACACUAGGCACUUACGAUUAUAUGCUAUUUUUAUUCGUAUUCUCUCUAUUCCUGAGAAUUUCAAAGAACUUCACGUACAUUUUAUCAGCAGUCCUUUCAAUAGCUGUAAGACUGGCCAGUUUAUUCUAAUAUAAUAGUUUGCGGGUGGGUGGGGAGCAGCUGUAAACUGAAAGAAUGUGUCUUACUUAAGGCUACUUGCUGAGUUUGUAGGUCAUAUUUGAACCAGCACAUCGCUGUUGACGUUAACUACAUCAUAUUCCUCCAAUACCACAACAAAGUUAAUAGACCAAUAUGGAUUAUAAAUCUAUAGAAAUAAGCAGGAAUCAAACUUCCAUCCCUAAAAUGAGACUCAUGCACUUGAAUUCAAAGAAUGAAUUGGAGUCAACAGAUAAACUUCUUAGCUCUGGUUUAGAUCAUAAUGAUCAAAUGAUGUGGUCAUUACACACACACACACACACACACACACACCAUAAUUUCCAUUUGCAGUUGCAGAUGAUCAAAUUACCUUUAGAAUACCUAAUCUCCUACAAAAUAAAUCUGGCCAAGUUAAAACUGCCUUGGGGAUAAGCUUGCAAUAGAGUGAUGUCAGGACUACACUAUGUUAAAUUGUAAUUUGGCUCAUAUUGAAAUCCUGACUACAGACUACAGUUAAUUUCACUUUCACAGUCCCGUAUUUACAUUAAUCAAGCCAAUUUUGAUUCAGAUGUUGAUAUUUGAAAACGUUUGAAAUUAUUUUUUGGUAUGAAAUUUAGAAUAGGGUUGCUUUAAUUUAGAAAACAAAUACUUUAAUACAGUAAUAUUUAAUUUAGGAAAUUGGUUUGGAAACUGCGACCAAUAUUCUGUCCCUGUAUCACAUUGUGCCUAGUUUUAUAGCCAUCCUAUUUUUUCCUCCACACUUCCCAUUGCCCUAAGUAGGCAUCAGACAAUGGCAUGUGACAUCUGUUACCUGAUCCUAUGUACUGUGGAUAAUAAGUUAUUCCUUUUGUCUCUCCUGAAUCUCCCAUCAUUCAGCUUUGCCUCAGAUUCUCAUAUUAUAAAAGUGGGAGAACAAAUUCUCUCUUUCCGUGUCAAUGCAUAAUGGCAUAUACCUCUUUCAUUGCUGCCGCCGCCCCCCCCCAAAAAAAAUUACUUGCCUUUUUCUUAACUAAAAAGUCCCAAAUGUUGUAGCCUUUUUCUCAGAGUGGUUUGAUCCAGGUCCUUUGUUAUUUUGUUGCCAAUUUUGAAUUCCUUCCAUUUAAAUCCUUUUGACUUAAUGCAGGCAAACCAGGUGAUACCAGGGUUAGCUGUACAGUUUUAGAAUUUAUUUUUUAUUUUGUUGCAUGAUAUCAGCAUUAAGUAGCUUAUUAUCAUUUUUAUCAUCUGAUAAACCGUUUGAGGAGGAGUAGGCAAUGAGAUUUUAAUGAUCUAGCCUAAUGACUUAAAUGACUGUGAUCACAGCUUGCCAAGGUGUUCUGUGUGGCCAAUGCGAUGUCCCUACUUAUGGUUACUCACCCACAAGAAGCUUGUUUUGGGAAGGGGCAAGCGUGGGAAAUACUUCAAGGGCCAAACGUCACACAUUUUGAACUGCAUGAAGUGCCGGCAUGUUCUUCCAGUGCAAGCUCUUCCCCCUUCCUUUCAUUUAAUGUUGAGUUCCUAGUUUGUGGGACUGAUCUGAUUUUCAGGGUGCAAAUUUGCUCAUUACCUAACGGCCGAGCAUAAGGCAUAUGGAAGGCACUCCAGACUUGAAACACUUUGAAAAACAGUAUUCAAACUUGGUAAAAACUCUGUGCAUAUACUGAUAUUGCACUUCUGAUGAAUACAAAAUCAUGUCGUGAUGUUAUAGAUCUGAGUGAAACCUGCUAAUGUAAGAAAAGAGAGUUAAGGUUCCUCAGUUCUUCAGUGGUGCUUAAUUAUUGCUGCUUUCAUGGCACAUCUGCUUCUAAGGAUUCUAACAGAGGAUUGUGUGAGUUGUAGAUUAGGUGUAAUGGGAUUUUUAGGAGCAAAGAGCCAGCCCCGACUCUGAAAUCUCUUGCUUUUGAGGUUUCAUUCUGACUGAUCAAAUUAUUUCACCACAUUUUUUAUUAAAAUUUUCAAAUUAUCCUUCAUAUACAAUAAGCCCUAAUUGGAACUGAAUAAAGAACUUCCCAGUGGGACAAGCCAUGGCUUCACUGAAGUCCGUCGGGGUUUGCCAGUGAUCUUUCAGUAGAAACCUGUGUUGGAAUUUUUGACGAGAAAUGUGUGUAAGGGGAGGGGGGGACGGAUAUAAGAAAAACUGAGAGGUUCAUUAAAGGAGUUAGAGUAGGGUUAUUUAAGGCAAUUUCACAACAAGACCAAUAUUCUCUCAAUGAACCUGCCAAUCUGAUUUAUUUAUUCGUUUUACAGAAUAGUAUUUGGGGGAGGUGCAACACAACAUACCUCGUUCAAAAUGCUGUUAAAGCCGAUGAGAUCUUCAUGACCAAGUCCAUGGACUUAAACGACUGUGACAACGCUGCUUUCAAGAUCUUUGGUGCGUCGCAUGUUACUCCAUGUGAAGCCUGUCAACAGGUUAGUAUGGGGGUUGUGUGUAUAUAUUUAUAUCAUCUGUGGUCCUGUUCACAUUUGCAAGAAGAUCCACGAUUGGUUGUUCAUUUGCAGACAGUUGCAUGGAUGCUGACCUCUGUUGCAAGCCAUUCAUUUGCAGGAUUUGCCAUUCUGUUCAAGCAGUUUUAACAUGCGAUCACAAGCUGCUAGGUGGGUGGGGGUGGGGGCAAUGAUGUGGUAAAAUUGCUGGUACCAUAUAGUUAGACACACAUGGGUUUCCAUGUAGAGCAGUCACAAUGUUGCAUUGCACUGCAACCAAACUAUGCAGCUGCUUGCAUGUGCCAUUUAUGCCUGAGUUGGAAAGCAUAAACCACAGAGGGAGGCAGUCAAGCUGGCUGUAAAGGUGAAGAGGAGAAAGAGGUCUAGAGGACCCUUGUCAGUGACCCCCUCCCCCUUGUUGGGUUCUAGACCCAGAUGGCCAUGUUACAUAUAUUUUACACCAUUUUUUCCUCUCCACCUUUUUUCUUCAAAAUGGCUGGUGGGGUGGAGAGCAGAGGGAGAAGUGGUGGGGGGAGCUCAGAAACAAUAUUAUUUUCUGAUAGGACAAUCUUGUUCCUUUCUUUCUCCUUCUCUCUCUCUCUCCUCUCCAAGCAAUCCAAUAGAGAUCUUUUGGGCAUCACGUGCCUGGAUAGAUUCUGUGGUCUGCUAGCUGCCAAACACAGCUGUAGAGAUUGCUAAUGUAAAAUAAUAUUGAUUGGGUUGUAUCCAGUGCUUUUUUCUAGAAAACACAUGCCGGUACUCACCAUGAAGUUGUUACUAUAAGUGUCACACUUAUUAACCAAAAAAGGAGAGGUGCCGGCAAUACACAUCCUUGAACGCACUGGUUGUAUCCAAACAAGUUCUCCUCAGAUUGGACCAAUUGAAGUGAAUGGGCAUAAAUUAGCCGUGUGCCCAUUACAUUCCAUGUUUCUGCUCUGCAUGGACCCAGCAUUGGGUGCAAUCCUACGUGUGAUGAUUUCUGAACUUGCUAUGAUUAUGUUAAAAAUUCUAAUAUAUGACUUGCCGCUGCCUGUUUUCGUACAGAAAGUCAAACCUUUCCAAGGCUCAGCUACAUUCAAGUACAGAUUUAGGGAUGCACAAAAGGGAGACAACGAGAGAACGAUUAUGCAGGUCGAAGGUGUGGAAAUCCGUGAGUUCGCACCAUUCAAUGAGCUUAGUGGAGCAACAGGCAUCAUGGAGGCCAGGUACCGUACCUUUGUAUAACUGCUCCCUUUUUACAAAUGCUUUUCAAUUUAUCACUUCGUUAGGCUUGCCAUACGUCAGGAAAAUUCCUGACAUGUACUGGUUUUCGCUAUUUUUGAGUUAGGUUCCUAAACAAAAAGCUCGACCAUUUUGUUGGUUUCCUAAUGAAAAAUGAAAAAAUGGCAACCCUAAAUUCAUCAUCCCAAAUUACCUAGUCAAACUCCUUAAGAGUAGUCUCAAUAUCUACCAGCAUUUCAUUUCAUAAACCUAUGGAUUUCCCUGGAGUGUCAUGGUUAGCUAUAAAUCUGAAACAUAUGCACACAUAUAAAAACCAUAACAAAUAUAAUUUGAUUUUUAAAAAGGUAUACAGUAAUUUAAAGCGUGGAAGCCCAGUGAAUAGGAGAAUCCUGGAAAAUCACAGUGCAGUAGUGAAAAAAUCUCUUCAGGCCAAAGUACAUGUGAUAGCAGUUCAUGUUUAAACAUGUGCUUAGCUUCCCUGGUUUUAUUUUGGAGAAAAAGGAGCCCUGAUGCCCCAAUCUGGAACAAGCUCCUAAUCUGGAUUGGGGAUGCUGCACUGAUUUUCUCCUGAAUGUCUUCUUUUUGAGGGGUAGGGGUAGUUCUCUUGUACUUGAUAUGGCUGCUUCCCUUUUUUAGGACUGUGUUUCAUAUUAAUAAACAAGGGUUUCUUUAAAAGAACAAUACACCCAUUGAAAUGAAUAUGCAAAAGUUUGUAGAAGUCAGCAGAUAUGACUAAGAUUGAGUAUUACCCAUUAUGUGUUUAGAUUCAGCAAAUCUUCAUAAUCCGAAGGUCAGAUCCACCUUCAAGUAAAGAAGCAUUUUAAAUUUACAUACUAUAUUUGCUAGUUUAGUCCUGUUUUUUCUGCUGCAAAAGGAAAAUUAUUAUUAUUAUUAUUAUUAUUGCAAAGCCAAGAGACAAAAAACAGCUUUCUGUAUUUACUAUUUGCUCACUAAAUGUCAUUGGAUCUUUCCACACUAGGCUUAAAAUGGUAUUCAUCGAUAUGCAUGGCCACUUGCCACAUGUCCCUUCUGACCUGAAGAGAUGGGGCUCACUUACCUACAGGUUUAAUUAUGAACUUCCUCCUCUUCCUAUUCCAUUGAUAAAGAGCAACAACGUAGAGAGAGAAGUAAGUUUUAAAAAUGGUAAUGCAAAUGGAACUUUGCAACAUACCAGUGUUCUUUGCCUGAGGCAUUAAACAAUACCUGACAAUGCUCUCUUUUUUAUUUUAUUUUUUUAAAAAAUCUAUCCAACAGAUUGAGGAAAGAUUGCAGUAUUUGGCAGGACACCCAAAUGCAAAGUUUCCAAGAGAUGGUGCAAUUAAAUACCUGCAGGCUAUCGAACUUGUGCGUGAGAUGAACGAUACAAAAUAUUUAGAUUCGCUCUUUAGAAAACACGCCAAUGAGCCAACACUCAGGUAAGAUAACAGAGGAAGUGUGUUAUGCUUUUCAUGCUUGAAAAGCAUAAUUGAAUAAGAUCUAAAUUAAAGUGAUCAGAGCUCAGACUUGAUUGCUGCUUCUUUUCUUGUAGACACCUCAUCGUACAACUAGCUGCUGCUGCUGGUACUCCAGAUGCACUUAGAUUCUUGAAACAUAGGUUUGAUCAGAGAGAAAUCAGCAGGAUUGAAGCGACAAUGGCAUUUGUUACCUUCUUUCAUACCUGCACUCCAUCUCCAGAAAUCCUAGAAACAGCUAUGGUAAAAUACAUCUUGCAUUACGGGGGUUUUUGUUUGCUGAUGUUGGCUUUCCCUGAAUUGAUCUUUUUGCGGGGCGGGGGGUUUGCAAGAAUAAGUGCAUGCGACUUUAAGAUUUGACAGUUCCUACAACCUAGGCAUCUUGAAGACUUCAGACUAGAAUUGUUCCAUCAUUGUAUCCUCCAGAUGUUGCUGGGCUGCAACUCCCACCACCCAUGCUGGCUAGGACUAAUAGGAGCUGGAGUCCAUCAACAUGGAGGGCACCAUGUUGGCUCUUCCUGAUCUAAGUUCUUGUUUUCCAUGCCUUUGAACAGCUCUGGCCAUGUCCCAAGAGGAGAGAAUUCCCAUGGGGGCAACAGUUUUUUGAAACACACCAGUUUGGUAAUCACCUCAGAUAUCCAUCCUCUCCCCAAGUGCCACAAGCCACUUAAACCCAAACAAAUCCUGAAUAAUAAGUGAUAUCCAAAGCUACUGAUACACAAAGCAGACCCACUGUAGUCAGACAGAAGUAAUUUUGGUCCACACGGAGUGGGUCUAUUCUAAGUAUGAUUUCAUUGGCUAUCCCUCAAUAUCAGGUAACAGAGCUGUGUAACCACACACAUCUGCCAGACAAAAAAACCUAUUAAUAUUUAACUUGAAAUUCAUAGCAGAGGAAAUACAGGCUAGGUCAAUAUACAAAGGUGUGUGUCAGAGAGUAUGAGGCAAAUAAAAUCUAACCUAUAUGCAUACCGGUUAUGUAUGGUCCUUUUAAAAUGGCAGUUCCUUUGGCAAGCAGGCCAAGAUCCUAAGGCUAUGGCUAUUAUUGUUGCAGUGCAGAUGAUUGAUAGCUCUGAAGGCCCAUCUUAUGGGUUCCUCUUAACUCAGGUCUCUGAAAUGCUGUGGGCAUCAAGGAUGCUAUUUGUACUUAAGUUAAUUUUAUUGGGUGUUAUCGCCAUACCCAGAUAGAGCCACUGAAAUCACUGGGCAAGUUCAUCAUGAUGAAAUGAAGUGCAUUUAAUGGUUCUACUCUGAGUUUGACUUAGUUGGAGACAACCCAUUUAGUCAAGUCUCUGAGAAAUUGUUGGCCUCCUGAAGGCUAGUGUUCUUAUGGGCUAUGAAACUGAGCUGGAGUUCCCCAGUUCAAUUUAUACCUCUGCUAUGAUGAGCCAUUACUUCUCCCUUGGCAAGCCCAUUAUGUAUCAGCCACACAUUUAUAAUAUAGGAGGAAUAAUGCUGUCUUACUUGGAUAAACAGUUGUAAAAAUUACUGAGAUGAUAUACAUUUGAAACUCUUGGAACACUAUCAUUCACUUUAUACACUCCCAGCAAUUGUUAUGCUUUGGGCUAUUUUCUCUCAUUUAGUCUGAAAUGCAUUCAGACCUGAUUUAAUUGAUGCAUAUGUUAAAAUGAGAUGAAUAAUUUGUUUUCUGUAUGUUUCAAAGACCAACUUUUCUCUCAAUAGGCAGUUGUGACAGAUGCCCUCAAAGGCCCCAGAAGUUUCUACCGCAGCUUUACCUGCCUUGCCUACGGAACUGUUGUUAAAAAAUACUGUUCUUCCUCAGAAACUUGCCCUGACAAAUACAUCAAGGUAUUGUGCCAUGUUUCAAUGACAUUUCAUCAUUUAAAGAGUAACAAUAUAAGGUGCUUAAGUUGGCCUAUUAUUAUCAGCUUACAAGUUAAGAUGCAUGUUUUGAGCACAGUCUUUAGAGGAAAUUGCAACACAUUGAAAACAAUGAGAUUUUUUGCUGCUGGUUUCAGUGAGUUCAGGAUUACUGUCUUCAAUUUGAAAUAAAAAUAAGGUGGGGGGAAUUAUUCUUAGCACUACACUACCAUGGUAUACUUGUCUCAGUAGUUCUCAGAAUCUUUACAUGUUAUUUGUUUAAUCAAUCAUUCAAAUAAUCAUAUAAUACUGCUAUAAAGUACCUGUAAUUAUUACUGUAAAUUCUUUGAAAAUAUUUAAACUGAGUAUCAUUCACUCCUCACUGAAAGCAAUAGCAACACAUAUCUAGUCAUUUGUUCCAGGUUAUCUUAACAUUAAGCAUGGGCAGGUCAGUCUAUUUCUGGUCCAUGGCAAUUCUGCGUGCGUUACUUUCUAUGUCCUUUCCAUCCUGCUUCCACAUAAAUAAUAGCCAAAUAAAUAAAAAAAUAGCCACAUAAAUAAUAUUUAAAUAUUUAAUGCAUUUUUAAAUAUGCAUUUCAUUUUAAUGUACGUAUUCCAACCUAAAAUCGGCAUUUUCUAAGUUUUUUCAGCCAAAAUUUGUAAAGAAAUAUUUUGAGAAAUGUGAUAUCUAAAGGAUAAUUAUGUCCUGAUCUUUGUAUUAGUCAAGGAGGUGCAGCUUGUUCUGAAUGGGCUUGUACUUCCUCUGAAAGAGCUUUUCUUGGGGGGGGGGUUGCUCCUGUAUCCAUCUUUCUCACUGGUGCAAUAUUUCUGGCUGUUCCUGCUUUGGGAUGGCUUUAAUAUGGUAGUCCAGGCAUUCAUAACAUCCAUAUUGAAUUACUGCAAUGCACUCUGUGAGGUGCUUUAUUUAGGUUGGUCCAGAACCUACAGCUAAUGCUGAAUGCCUCAGAAAGACUAUUGAAGGGGAUGCCCUAUUGAAAGUGCACAAGACCUCCUAUUCUGAAAGACCCGCACUGGCUAUGCAUAUGGUACUUGGCCAAGUUUAUUGAGACAUAGGAGAUGCUGAUGUGCAAACCCUGUCAAACCUACUCAUGUCUAACUUGAGAUCACAGGCUGUUCAUAAAGCUGUCCCCAGUAUCAAUUCAAGAUUCAAAUCAUAUCUUUUUUAAAGCAACUAUUUUGCAACUAAUUUUGAAACCACUUCUUUCCCCCUAAAACAGCCUUUGAAUGAUUUUGCAGUUAAAGCAAAACGUACAUCCGACGUAGAUGGACAAAUGCUGGUACUGAAGGCCUUAGCAAAUGUGGGACAUGUCAUCAUUGAGAAGCCCAUCAUGAAGACCUUUGCAGCUCUCAUUUCUUCUCCUGACUCCCUGCAUCCUUGCGCUGCCAUCUUAGCUCUAAGAGGCCUUGUCGAGAAGUAUCCUGCACGGGUAAGAAGGCAUGGCAUUUUUGUGGGGAUCUUGUGGGUUUUUUUCAACAAAAUUAUAGAGCUGUUAGGAAUAUCAUUUUUUUCCUAAUGCUAAUUGAUCAUGGUGAUACAUUAUUUCUCAAAGACCAGUUGCAUUAGGUAUAGGUUGGGAAUAAAUGUCCAAGCGGUGGAGGACUCAGCCCCUGUCUGUGUAGAUAUGUAUACCAUUAUGUACAGAAUUGAAACUCAUGGGGGGGGUACAGUGAGAGAGCGGCGUGUGAUAUAUUGCUUUAAACAGCUGAGGCAGCAGAUGAUGUGCAAGUCACUCACGUUGCCAAUGGGUGGUUUAUCCAAUCCAAAUGUGUCUUUCUUCUGUACAAGCAAAAACACAAGCAAAAAAAAACAACAGAAAAUAUCGCUUUGCAUUUUCUCAAGUGGCAGAUUUUUCUAGGAGCAGGCCUUUAGAGGCUCUGUUCUCAAAACGCAGAGAAGGAGAAGGGCCUAAAUCUUGCCUGGGCAUGUUAUUCUGAAAAGCAGGAAUCAGGAAAGUUAGAUUGCAGAUAACUGCUUGAAAAGCUCCAUCUUGUUUUAACAGAAGUCCCUUACAUAAUACUGCAAGCCACUGAAUUUGAUUACUGUAUGCUGUGGAAGUUGGGGCUGGCUGCCGUGGUUCAAAGAAGAAGAGCCAAAAUGCCUGCUUAGCAUGUACAAGCUUUUUGAGCUAUGAGCCAAAGUCAUGGUGGGAAGGAGAAAAAUAAGAGUACAAAAUUUAUAUUUUCAAUCUAUGUUGCACAGGUGGAAGCACUUACUGUUCCAAUCGUCAUGGACAACAAGAUAGAUCCCGUAACUCGUAAAUGUGCUGCCAUGGUUUAUAUGGAAUCCCUACCAGCUCUCCCUUCAUUGAUGGCAAUGACUAAUUAUGCAUCAGAGACACCCAUGUCAGAAGUGAAAUAUUUCCUGUUGACUCUUAUACGUGAAGCGGCCACUUGCAGAGCUCCUGACUGCCAAGAGAUGUAAGCAUAAUUUUUUAAAAAAUGAUUUCUUUAUGAAAGGAGCAGUGCACAGCAAACAGCAGUAGUAAAUGUGAACAUUGUUGGUUAAUUUGCUUUAUUCAGGGCUUCUGCCUGCAGAGUGGCACUUAAAGUACUGAGCAUCAAGAUUCAGCGGCCUAGCUAUCGCCACAGCAUGGUUUACUUCUUUGGUCUUCACAGUGGUAAGAGACAUGUGUUUUUCCCCCAGAUACUAUUUAUUCCUCCCAGAAUAAUAGUGAUUGCUUAAAAUAUUAAAAAGAUGAACCUGUUGUUUCAAGAGUAAAAGCUGUUUGUUUCAAGAACCAGAAAGAAAUCAGCCAUGUCUUGUCAUGUGACUAGCUCAAAAAGCACAGGGAAAGACCUGGGGAGGAAAGUAUGCAUUGGGCAGGGCGGUGCGCAGUCUGCAAAACCAAAAUGUUCUCUCAUCCCUAAACUAGAACCUAUAAGCAUUUUGAUUCAUAUUUUAAGGAAGGGGAGGAAUGGUACAUUGGCUUUUUAUGCCACAAACCUAUGUUAUACAGUGGUACCUCGGUUUUCAAACGUCUCCAUUGAUGAACAUUUCAGUUUUCGAACACCGUAAACCCGGAAGUAAAUGCAUAGGUUUUUGAACACGCCUCGGAAGUCGAACAUGAAACGCGACUUCUGUAUUGAUUUUUCUGUAUUGAGUUUUCGGUUUUGAGUUUUUGGUUUUCGAACGUUUCGGAACUCGGACAGUCUUCCGGAAUGGAUUACAUUCGAAAGCCAAGGUACCAGUGUAUUUUUUUUUACUUCAUCCUCCUAUUAAUAAUGUAAUACCAAUGAUACAUUUACUGGUUGUUUGGAGUGGGAACAAGAAAACACACCUUGUGUAUUCUAGGCCAAAUGUCAUGUUAUUUUCAGGCAAGUCAAAGUUUUACAUUAUAUGAUUUAAGUGGCUCCAUUCUUAAAGAACCAUGAAAAUCCUAGAGAUUUUCUGCAUAUCCCUUGGGAAAUAUUUUUACAACAACCACCCUACAAACAAACUCAAUACCGUACAUAACUUAAUAAAAAUAAUAUAGGCUCAUUUAAUAGUUGUGUAACUUAUUAGUACACUUGAAAAGCUGAUGACAAAUAUUUCAUGAAAAUUUCAGAAAAUGCGAAGUUAGAUUUUUGCACAGUGCCUUAGGUUACUGCUGUGCCUCGUGACUUUUACAUGACCAUGAAAUCAGUUUCAUAAUAAAAAUAAGUACCAUGAACAUGACUAGGAUAUACAGACCUACUACUUCACAGAGGUAUGUAGGGAGCUCUUGAAGAGAUAAAAUAAUUUCAUGGUAUAUGAAAUUUUCUUCCCUCCAAAGCAUCAUUAUUGUCAUAUACUAUUUUAAAAGUUAAAGGAAUGAGAUUUAUCUCCUUAGUCCUUGCUCAGUUUUUUUCAUGCACUAUAAAUUUAAGUAGAGCGCUUAAAGUGGCAUAAACUGCUGGUAACUGUUGAUGACCAUAUUUGGAUAUUAGCUAAAUUGAUAUCAUAGCACGAAAAAUCUAUUAGAAAUUACUAAUAUUCUAUUAUUAGUAUCUCCAGAGCAGGAGUAGCCAAUGUUGCAUCCUCCAGAUGCCACUGGACCACAACUCCCAUCAGUCACAUAUAACAUACUGAAAAUGAUAAGAAACCAAAAGACAUUUGCCACCUUUGCUAACAGUUUCAUAGAGGUGGCAUGGUGUCCUGUUAAAGACAGAUGUUAAGAUACAGAUUGCUGCGACAAAUUACUUUUAGGAAGCUUAACAUGUCUAGCAAUACAUGUUGAAACGCCAAAGCAAAUGGCACUCCUUUUUCAGUAACAGUUAAUUAUCAAGUAAGCUCCAGCGAGGGUGAAAUGCUAUAUAAAAUAUAUUCUUUCCCUUUCAUCGCAUCCCAGCACUGUUUUGUGACAGCCUACAUAGAGAACAAGUAGUUCAGCAACAGAAUGGCUUGCAUUUCACUUUUGCAUUCAAGCUAGCAUAGCUGAGGGGGAUAUAUUGAAACUCCCUGCUUGAUGUCAUGCAGUCAUAUAGAGGAGGGAAAUAAAUCACACACACAAAAAGUCACAUUGGGCAUUAUAAGAGAAGGGUGGAGAGCAUGGGUCUACCAUUUUGACAGCCCUAUGUCUGUCAUAACAUCUUUCUUGUGUGUCUAUUCCCACUACAAAAAGAGUCACUUUUCUGUGUUUCUUUAGACGAGGCAUAAGCAACAUAGCUUCCUCCAGAUAUUGUUGGCCAAUGAGGUGUGGACAUUGCAGGGGGUGGGACUAGAUGACCCUUGGGGUCUCUUCCAACUCGAUCUACAAUUCCAUGAAACAUCUAGAAUCUGCCCAUUGAUUUAAACCAGGGAUGGGGAUAUUUCCCAGUCAUGAUAACAUUUUUUUUAAAAAACCAACUGGAAAUAACAGAGAAUCGGUGACCUUCCAUAUGCAUAGGAAGUGCUCUCCUCCAACAUGUUCUAUAAAGUCUUGCUCCCUCUCCCCCUUCCAGAAGAACUGGUCAAAUGUAGAGAGAGUGCCAAGCCCAAAUCACAGUACACAGACACAGUAGCCUAUUUUUGUUAUGCAGCUGGUCUUGUACAUGGAGUUUCUUCACUUUUUCAUAAGAUGCUGUUUUCACAUUAAACAAUUAGGAAAUUAAAUUCGUAUUAUUAUGCAGUUUGAAGAACCGACUGGCCUUAUUGCUUGUUGUUUUAUCUCCCUUUUCAGAACGACUUAUGGCUGGUUUGAGAGCUGAGGUUGUCAGCAUAGGCAAAGAAGGAAAUAUCCUCCCAUUGUUUACCAUGUUCAAAACCAGGGCGAACAUCCUUGGCGUCUCCUCUGAUCUUGUAGAGGUAACAGAUGCUGUCCAUUAUAAAUUCCAUUAGGCCUGUACUGUUAGACCUUGAAUUUAUUUUCUUACAAAAUUCAUUUGAGUCUGGCUUGUUUCUAUAGCAUGAGCAUUCCAUACACUAAGCUUUGAUAAGAAGGGGGCAGAUCAUCCUUACAUGAUGUCUCCACCCCCAUCAUUCAGCCCGGAUGCUGAGGUCCAGCUCCAAGGGCCUUCUGGCGGUUCCCUCACUGCGAGAAGUGAGGUUACAGGAAACCAGGCAGAGGGUCUUCUUGGUAGUGGCACCUGCCCUGUGGAAUGCCCUCCCAUCAGAUGUCAAGGCAAUAAGCAACUAUCUUACUUUUAAAAGACAUCUGAGGGCAGCCCUGUUUAGGGAAGUUUUUAAUGUUUAAUGCUGCAUUGUGUUUUUAAUAUUCAGUGAGGAGCCGCCCAGAGUGGCUGGGGUAUAAAUAAUAAAUUAUUAUUAUUAUUGUUGUUGUUGUUGUUGUUGUUGUUGUUGUUGUUGUUAACAAAUUACAACUUUUGCCUAUAAUGGUUUAAGUUAACUCAUGCUCAACCAGCCUUCAUAAAUGUAUUAAAUGCAAGUGACUGAAACAUAGUUCUUAAUUGUUUAAAAUAUUCUGAAACUGCUCUGAUUUAUGUAAAGCAUAGAAAGCCCUUUUAACUGUUUCAUACACCCCCUUUCAACACAGGUCGGCGUUAAGAGUAUAGGACUAUCUCGCCUUUUUGAAAGGGCAUAUGCAGAAGGAAGGCUCCAUGACUUGGUAAGUGGGCGGCAUAAUAAACCUCAUAAUGUGUUAUUCCUACAAAUGCUAUGUCUGUUUAAGGCCCAAAAUCAUUUAGGCACAUGAUACCUGCCAUACCAGCAUGCCCAGUCCAUAAAAUUUGAUAGAGAUGCUCUUCUCUGUGUCCCAUUGGUACCCAUAUCCAAGCAAGGCAUGGCUGGUUGGGAUGUGCUAGAUGCUUGGGAAGUGCUUACCUUUUCUGAAUCUAUUUAUUGAUUCAUUUAUUGGAUUUAUACACCGCCCUUCGGAAAAGAGCUCAGGGCAGUUCACAAUACAAAAAUAGAAGAGAAAAGCACAAAUAAAGAGUUAAAACAGAAACAACAAAGCAAUAAUUCACCCCCAAACACAUUUUAAAGGCUGCAGAAUGUUAAUUGGCCAAAGGCCCUGGUUGAAUUUUCCUCAAAUCGUGAGAUUCCCUAACUCAGGGUGUGCCUCUCAUUCCUUUUCACAGCCUAGCUUAUUUAUUUGUUUCAUUCAAGAAGACAUUUGACCUGCCAGAAUGAGGAUUCUUUUGUAGCUGAUUCCCCCUCCCCAAUCAUUUUGGUUUCACUUUCAAUUUAAUUCUGUUGUUGUUGGUUGUUUAAUCGCCAUUAGAUUUCCCUGUUGUUUUGUUUGAGUGUUUUAAGCCACCCUGAACAUUGCAAACGCAUGUGUUGCAAAAAAAGGUACACCAUCAUUUCUUAAAAUAAUAAACAAACAAAACAAUAAAAAUUUCAGUACGUUUCUAUUUCUUAUCACACAGCCCUUCGAUCAGAAAAAAGGAGGACACGACCCAACUUUUGGAGGACUAUAUCUCAAAUUAGCGCGCCAAGAAAUCGCGUAUUUGGAGCUCACUCCUGAUGUGAUCCUGGAUGCAUUGCAGGUGCCUCUUUUGACAUGCAUGUUGUUUAGAUAUAAAUUAUAUUUUCUUCUUCUUCUUCUUCUUCUUUAGGCUCUUGAACGUGAUUGCUUUCAGGAUUCGAUUGGGUGCAAUUAUAACUUUUCAGCAUUAGUUACUAUUGCACUGGCAACCUCUUUUUCCUAUGAAAGGAACAGUGACAUGAAGCAUGUGAUAUUCUCGUUCUCUUUGUUUAAUCAGCGCAAACUUUCUUUGCAGAUAUUCCAUGGCAAAAUGCCUCUCCCCUGGAUAAAGGAUUCUGCAGAUGGCCUUAAAAAUCAUCCAAACAUGCAGUGGGAGAACAAUUUCGUAUCUGCAGAAAUCUACGGUGUUGUGCCUACAUGCACUGGACUUCCACUUCAAAUAAACUUGGUUCAUUUUACUCACACAUCCGUCAAUGGAAACGGUAAGGCAAUAGAAAUUUAUCAACUACCAAGCACAGUGACUAACUAGGGUGGUAUCUACACACGUAUAAAAAAUGCCACGAAAAUGCUUUUUUAAAAAAAGUUUUGAAAAAUACGUUAAAUUUGCCAUAGCUCACUGUCGCCAUCUAGAGGCACUUUUGUAUAUUACUCUUUACAACACACUUAAAACGUUUCAUUUGCAGCUGUAUAGCUGACUCCCUAGGACUCCCGGUCUUGGGUUUUACCAUGAGAAUGGUAGCACCUCAUUAAAGUGGUAUAGGAAAAAUAUAUAAGGACAAAAAAACGUAACAUGAGGUAUCCCUACGAAUGUGUUCCUGAGCACAUUGAGUUGGAAAUGACUGAGUUUCAAAUAUAUUUAGGAUAAAACAUGCUGGGGGGGGGGAUUAAAUAAGCAUUCCAGGGUUUCAGUUUUCUCCCAUUAUUAACUGUGAGACAAAUAGCAGUACUCAGGGCAAAUUUAUCCCUUUAUCAAAAUAAUAUCAAAAUAGAAACAAAAUAAUUGCAAUUUUAUAUAUCACAUUUUACAUAAUAAUUAUUUUAUAGCAUGCAUUUGUUUUAUUUGCUUGCUUUUAAACAGUUCAAUUAUCCAUGAGUCCCGAGCCGACAUCACAUUUGAGUUUGCCUGACUUGCUUAACAUCGAUAUGAAACUGAAAACCAGAUUGUCUGUCAGGUAAAUAGACUCAUUGAUACAUAAAAUGACAAGAUGCCAUUCAAGUGGUACAAAUGUGCCCUCAGUAUUCAUGAACUCUUUAACGUAUAGUAGCCAUAACAUCACUAUAAUGGGCUUGUUUGGUUUUUUUCCCAUUUUUAGCAUGAACAAAGAUAUGCUCGUGACGAUGGGAAUCGUUGUCCCUGAAUUCCAGGCUAUAAUACAAGAGAAUGUCAAAAUCGUCACCAAUAUCCCUGUGAACGUUGAUGUCUCUAUGAACAUUAAGGAAAAGACCUUCAAACUUGAACUUCCACCAUGCAGAGAGGAAACUGAACUCAUGUCUUUCAGGUAGGCCUAGCGAAAAUUGGUAGAACACCCCUCCCCCCCUUCUCCUGCAAUACAUUUUAUAGUUAGUACUUGAUCUCUGGAGUUAAUUAUUUUAUAUUAUCUAGUGCAAUGGACUUAUUUCAAAGUUAAACACUCCAAUCAAAUUUAUGGAGGUGUCAAGUUGAGAUUGACAGAGUUGAAAGAGAGUGCUUUAAAUUAAAAAAUCAGCUUUAAAUGCUUGAAGAUCACAAAAUAUGUUUAAAAUGUUUGACAUAAGCUUUUUCAUAGAUAAUUAGAUUGCACAGAAUAAUCCUAUAAUUGGAUUUUUGAAACCGUACUGUAAGGUUUAUAUACUAUACAAUUUCCCCCUCAUCUCUAACGACAUUAUUAAUUGUUGCUUUAACAUGUAAAUAUACUGGGGCUUUCUUUUACAGUCAAUACAACAGUGUUGCAAGGUAAAUCAAUAUUGGUAUCUGUUGUCUGUUUAUCUGGGUGACAAACUUCCCAUUAGAAUUCAUAAUGGCCUUUGGCAUUAAAAAAAAAACCCACAAAAACCACAAAAAUCUGAGUACUAGUAAAGUUAAAGCGAAUGGCAUAAACUGUGUAAACAGAAAGUAUUUCAAAACCUUACCAAGCAACAUAUUUUUGCAUUAUUUGGUGAGCCAACAAAUGAAUAAACUUAAAAUUACAGUUUUCUACAUAACAUCAAGAGGAAGAAUGAGCAUAUAAAACUUGUGGAAAACCUAAAUCUGAAGAUUAAAGCAGAAAUGUUGGAAAGCUGCUAUAGAAUGCAUUGUCCAAAAUAUAGCCUACAUUUCAGUGACAAGUUGUUGAAAAAUAUACAUAAUACUACCUGCAUUCCAGUUUUUAAAAUACUUAUGAGCAAGGCCAAUAAAAAUAGCUUCACAUAUGUAAAUUAUUUGCAUGGCUGAUCACAAAUGUGAUUGAUUAUGCAUUCUUAGAGGAUUAAUUGUUUUUCUUUUUUCUUUUUGGUGAAAGCUGGGAAAAGAUUUAUUUUUUUCUUUUUCUUUGGUGCUACAUUGUAUAGAAUGGCACAAAUAAAAAUCGUUAAGAAGGACACUUCCAUUUUGAAGGGCAUUAUUCUUUUUUCUUGUCCUCACAGUCCUUGUACUUUCUACUUAUCCUCACAUGCUGGUACAUGUACCUUCUACCUAAUUUUUUUCCCCUGUCAAACCUUCCUACUUGCUCCAGUAUUACCCAAUAUUCCCCAAUCCCUCCGUACAAUUUUGCAUGUUGGCCUAUGGAAUUUGUAUGGAUGCAUAAGUCUGGCAGAAUCGGUUAGAAGACUGGCCCCUUUAGCCUUGAUUGCUCAGUAGUUAAUUAAGAAGCGGUGCAAGUAUCCUAACACAAGGAAUGAGUGGAAGAUGUUUAGUAUCACAUCAUUUGAUCACUCUGAUCUGAUGGUGGGAGUGGCCAUUGCUUGAAAAAAGCGGGCGUUAAGAUGUUCUCAUGGCAUUUGAUCUCUGAUUGCUCUUCUCAGUCAAGAACCUCAUUUGCUGAUGUUGCAGUCAUUGAACAGUGACCAGAUAUUUACGAGUAUGGAGCCUUCUCUCCAGUCACAUGAUUUGUUGUGGCUCUCUGUACUUACCAGGGACCUGUUUGGAACCUUUAGGAAGUUCCUUGUAACUUUCCUCCACCCAUUCUUAUUAAAGUGCUAGAGCUGGAUCAGGCAGCUGAUUUCUGCAGAAAACAAUAUGUGACACCUCUGUUGCCACUAAAUUUAUUGGCUCCCUCUUAUAUUCAGUGGGGAAGAACUGAUCAUUCAGUUCAGUGGCAAAUGUAAACUACUGGGUUAAAAAAAAAAUAACAGUACUGAGAGAAAGAUUAGGGUGGGGGAGUGAUGCCACUAUUUCUGCCUGGAGAUACAAACUGUAGUUUGGUGACGGUUUAAAUUGUUAAAUGUGAAUCAAGUGAAAGCCACUUCCUUUUAAUCUAUUCUGCCCAGAUGAGCCAUUUUAAAAUGCAAGUUGAUUUGUAAUUUCUUUCAUCCCCUCAGCUUGUCUGUGAGAAUAUUUUUUGUCCCUUUCCUUAAUAAAAGAAAUAAAAAAUUCCUGAAGGUUCUAGCUAAGCUUGGUGUGGGGUGCAGCUGUCAUGCCCUUUAUCUGAAACAGAAAACUUGAACAGAAAACAAAGCCUGUGGGUGAUAAGGUGUCAUUUAUUUAUUUUGACUUGACUGAAGUGCUCCAUGUGAAGCGCAGCUUGCAUGUUCUCUACAGUACCUUCAGCACUGCAGGCACCGACAAGAGGAAGAGAGAGAAAGAUAAAAGGAAUGCAAAUCCGCCUUUCAAAUAAAGUAGAUUAGGUGUUCUUAGGCUUCCCUCACAGAGUGUGAAGCCCAUUAUUCUCAACAUGGGAACACCGACCACCUCUCAGUUCACAGCCAGGCAGGUCACUUCCACCCAUCUGUGUUCGCAAAACAACCCCCAGGCGACAAUAUCAGUUGCUUCCGUGAAAUACUAACAAUGGAACGUGUGUGUGUGUUGUUGUUUUUAAUGCAUUUUGAAGCCAUGUAGUUAGAAAUGUAAUGCCUACAUCAUAAAUAUGAUUGGACUACCAGCAGCUUAGAGAAAAUAGUUUGUUAAAAUGCUGUUGAGUAGAUAUACUGCUAGUGUUUUACAGCACACGAUGCAAUCUUCAUGCCCACCUCCCUUGGAAUCAAAGUCACUGGAUUUAGUAAGACUUGCUUCUGAGUUAAUCUGUGGGAUGUGGAAAAGCAGUAGUUUGCUUGGAAGCAAAUUGCUCAUGUCAGCUGACUGACUCAAAGGAAUGAUAAUGUAGUAUCACCUGAUCACAUUCAUAGCAAUAGUUUUUAUUUUAUUUUAUGUGACUAAUAAGCCAGUGAGUUAGGCUAAGCUAAUCCAGUGAACAUCACACUGCAGACUGAAGGCUCAGCCUAUCCACUAUGGUAAAAUAUCCUAGCUAUAUUUCUAUGCACCAGAAAUAACAACGUAAUGUUUUUGCUAUUGAGAUUUGUGGCUUUAACUGAUUGAUAGAUUGAUCAAUUAAGAUUUUCUCCCCUGAAUGGUUUCCUUUGUUUUGGGUUUUUUUUUUUUGUCCACUGUACUAAAUGACACACCAGCUUGGGGGCAGGAUGGAACAUGCCCCACAACCCCUUUCACCGUGCUUGCUCAUUGCACACAAGUAACCCAUGACAAGGGAUAUGUUUUUAACAGAGAUCCUAUGACAUAGGAAAUACCUUUGUGUCUAAUUGCCCCAUGGAAAACAUAUCAUUGUACCAGAGCUUUUGAUUUCCUUAUAUUUUGAAGUGUGUCCUUUCUGCGGCAGUGUCCCAGACAGAACAGAAACCCAUCACUUUAGCAGCUAGGAUAUUGAUUAAAUCCCAAUGCUGGGAUUGAAACUAUGUCAGUGGCUUGUGCAUUGUUUGUUUGUUAUGUUUUUAACUUUAGUAGAAAAUUAGGAGCAGUGAGCAUGAAAUACUGCCUUUAAGUUGAAGUCUGAAAAUGGCCACCCAAAAUAGAUGACACUAACUUGGUUUUGUUUUAAAAUAUGACUAGUCAUGGCUGCCUCGUCAUUUUUGCCUAGUCAAAAUUGUACCUAGGCAUUUGGGUGGCCUAGGUACAAUUUAUAGAGCAAUUUGCAAGGAAUUCCAUGUGUGAUCAAGUCCAUACUGCAACCCAGAUCUUUUUUAACAUAUUUCUGCUUCUAACACAGCAUUUCUCCCUCUGUUUAUCCACCAGUGCUAUGACAUCUGUUAUCACUCGCAACCUUGAAGAGGCACCUGCUACCAAGUCAACUCCACUUUUCGUCCCUCAAACUGUGUCUAAAAUAAUAAGAGGCUCCUUUGAGUCAGCAGAACAACGGAAUGAAAGAAGGGUAACCCAUAUUAGAUUUUUGUGUGCGCUUUUUUUGCUUGAGGAUUGUUUCUUUUACAUAGAAAAGAAGUUGUGCGAGCUAUUUUUAAUCUGCCCCCCCCCCCAUAAAACAUUUACAGUUCAGUCCUAUACACAUAUACUGAGAAGUAAGUCACAUUGCGGUCAAUGAGACCUACUCCCAGGAAAGUGUAAAAACUGACCUACUGGUACAAAUAUAAAUUUAGCAGUCAUAAAAGCACUAUAGCUACCAUAAAGCAUUUAUUUGUUAUUCAUGAAAGACAAAUUCCCAUUACAAUCAGAACUUUAAUCAUGUAUUUUAUUUCAGGAUUCUGGGGGGAUUUAAAACUGGGGUGUAAUAGGUAGAAAAUAGGUAUCUUAUUGUGUCAAUGAAGAACAUAAUUGCAGUUCUCAAUGUCAAGUAAAUAAGUAGUGGCCUUGAUUUAAAUAAACUUAGCUAUGAAUAAAUCCUACUAUGCAUGACAGCUCUGGGAUGUAGUUUUAAUGGUGUAGUGGAUGUAACUUACACUCUUGAAGCAGGAUGCAAAUUGAUGCAACUAAAGAUGUUAAGUCCUGAAAGGCUGAGAACAAAACCCUAACAUAAAUUAGAGCAGACGUAUUGAAAUCAGUGGACUUACAUUACUUCGCACUGGAAAUCAUCCUGUAUCCCCCCCCCCCCCAUUAAAUAUUAGGGCUUCCCUUAACCAUUGGUCGAGAUGCCGCAUUUUAUAUAUGCAGUGUUCCAACUGAAUUACUGAUCUUUCCCAAAAUAAUAAUGAUGAUGAUGAGGCAGAAGUCUGAGAUUGCAAUCUCUCAUGCUGGACUAUGUUCAUCAUCCAUCCAGGACCAAAUUUCUGCAGAACAGUCAGAACAUUACAGGCCUGCCCCUCGUCACACUGAGUGUGUUGAAGCAUGCACAUUUGGAUGCAGGGCUUGCGUUGAAUGGUCAAACAUUUAUGCUGGGUGCUCCAUAGAUGACUCUCUGUACAACUUGGCUGGCGAACAUAAUUUUAGAGUAACACUCAAGCAAGGUAACUCUUCUUUAUUCUAUGAUGUUUGUUGGGGUGUGUUUGGUUUUUUUACAAAAUGCAGAGGGGUUCAGGGAAAAGAACAGGAGCAAUAUUUCCCUGGACAAUUGGCAGUCCUUCUGGACAGUGUGGGUUGUGUCAUAUGGGACUGGUGGUGGUGGAGAGGAGCUCACAAAAGGCUGUGGUCAUGCUGUAGUUCAGUGUCAUCUGUCGGCAAAUGGCACUGUGAACCACAGUGGAUGAAAGCCUAGGAAAAUAUACAGGAGGAGAUGUGCACACAGAGACAUACCAUAAAGACUUGUGCUUGGUUAGAACAGACUCAUUGAAAUCAUCUUAAUGACAAAGAUAUUAUUAUUAUUAUUAUUAUUAUUUAUUUAUUUAUUUAUUUAUACCCCGCCCAUCUUGAACAGGUGACAAAACAAUCUGAGGUUUAAAGUUUUACUACCAUAGUUCUCAAGCUGGUCUUUCACUAGGCCUACCAGUGAAGCCACAGAUUAUGCAUGGUGGUCACAUAACACAUUCAUAUGCCAUACAAAUCAAUGGACCCAACUGGUGGCUGCAUGUAUCAAAAGCGCCCAUUGACUAUGUUUCAGAAACCAUGAUUUAUUGCCUAGAUAAACCAUGCAGUAACACUAAUACUAACUCUAUAAUUUCAGCUGAGAGAAGAGCACCCAUUGAGAAGUUACGAUUGACUGUUCAAGGAGGCGCUCAUUCUAGUUUACCAAUGGUGCGUUUGACGAGAGAUGAAAAAAGACAUUUAAGAAGAAUUCAGGUAUUUCUGAUAGCAAUACAUAUCACCAUGUGGGAGAGGCUACUAUCCAUAUGUUUUAUAUUCUACAACUUGUUCUAGCUUUCGGACAGCGUGUACAGUAUUACAUUUAAGGCGUUAAACUCAAGGGUGGGGAACCUUUGACCUUCCAGAUGUUGCCGGAGUCCCAUCAAUCUCAGCUAGCAUGGCCAGUCGCCAAGGGUGUUAGGAUUUUGAGUCCAACAUAGGGCUGCCAUACAUCUGGAAUUUCCUGGACAUACCCAGGAUUUGUUUGCCAAAAAUAGCGUCCACGCAGAAUUUCCAUAAAUCAGUUAAAAUAAAAAUUGCUCAAAAAUAGCUCAAUUUUUUAAAAUUUCAGUUUUAUUAUGCAAAAGCAAAGCUCAACAACUUUUGUGUCUGGAUUUUCUCUUAUUGAAGUAUGGCAAUCCUAGUCCAACAGCAUCCAAUAUCGUGAACUAAGGAAGCAAUUAGUUGAAGACUGAUCUUGAUUGUAUAUGUGACCUAUGCAUUUGUGUAAAACGUUUUCUUGUGCCCCACAGAGGUCCCUUUGGUGCUGCAACAAUGUAGGAGGCAGCAGUUACAAGCUCUCUUUGCAUCCACAGCAGGCGCAUUGAUUUUUGCCCCCAGAACCACACUCCAUUGUCUCUUGAGACAGAUGGGUGCCAACAAUUUUGUGCAAAUGAGAAUCUGCAAAUUAGCUUUCCCCCUCUGGCCAGACAAGAAGUACCUUGUUUGCGAAAUGUUCUUUUCAAGCUUAGGAAACUUAAUAUGACUGUGUUUGUUUUUCUCUGGGUACUUCCCCUAUUAGCCCAUCAGCAGCUCCAGCGAAAGCGAUAGCGAUAGCUCUAGUGAUAGCUCUGACAGCUCAAGCAAUGAUUGGGAUGACCGUGAUGACGAUGAAAUGAUAGAUAUGAAGCAGCAAGAACGUUAUCAGAAGCACCCCAGGAAGACUUCUUUGAAGAGCAGCAGCAGCAGUGAUGACAGCAGCAGCAGCGACAGCAGCAGCAGAAGCAGUGACAGCAGUAGCAGCAGCAGCGAUAGCAGCAGCAGCAGCAGCGAUAGCAGCAGCAGCGAUAGCAGCAGCAGCAGCGAUAGCAGCAGCAGCAGUGACAGCAGCAGUGACAGCAGUGACAGCAGCAGUAGCAGCAGCAGUGGCAGCAGCAGCAGCAGCAGUGACAGCAGCGACAGCAGCAGUAGUAGCAGCGACAGCAGCGACAGCAGCAGCAGCAGCAGCGACAGCAGCAGCGACAGCGACAGCAGCAACAGCAGGAGCAGCAGUGACAGCAGUGACAGCAGCAGCAGCAGCAGUGACAGCAGGAGCAACAAGAAACAAUCCAAGGGACGCCCAAGCAAACAGAAGCAUGUUAAGGACAGCCACAUUGGCAGCAGCAAGAGACCUUCAGUAAGUGCUUUCUAUGAAACAACUGCCAAAUUGUUCCUCCAUUUACCAGAGUGCAUUUGAUUUACCUUUUCCUUCUUCUUCUUCUUCUUCUUCUUCUUCUUCUUCUUCUUCUUCUUCUUCUUCUUCUUCUUCUUGGCAUUUAGAAGGACUUGCGAGGUCUGGAACUGGCUAACGCGAAAUACAUGGCACACAAGGCAAAGCAGCAGGUGAAGCAGCAGGUAGUUUUGAUAUUCUUGAUUCUUUAAAAUGGACUUCCUCUCUGAGAAAGACGACAGAAAUCCAUGUCACGCGGGUCAACCUUCUUUGGGGCAAACUCACCCAAAUAAAAGGCAGUCCACCAGUGAGACUUUUUCUGCACCAUUUUAAACGGUGCCUAGGAAUAUAGCCUGCAUGACUUUGCAACAUCGGAUGCUGCAAAUAGAGUUGGCUUUGUAACUCUUUAGUUACAAAGCAUCUGUGGCUACUGUCUGUAAAGAGGUUGUGAGCCAUCCAUGUGUCUGAAAAGCACUUGGGACUUUGGAGACAGAAAAAAAAAAUCUGCCUUAUAGUGUGAGUGACACGUCCUAUAUAUCACAAUGUCAUCUCCUUCUCAUGCUGUUUAUUUCUCUUUCCAUUUUAUUAUUAUUAUUAUGGGGUGAAAAUCAGCAAGCAUCAAGCAGUUCAUCAUCAAGCAGUUCAUCAUCAUCCUCUGAAUCCAGUAGCAGCUCUAGCAGUGACUCCAGAAACACCAGAAGCAGCAGCAGAGAUAGAAAGCAGAAAGGCGGAAGGAGCAGCUUCUCGCGGGAGGUAAGUUUAUAAAAGCGAAUAAGAAGUCAUUGCUUCAUUCCUUAGCUUAGGUCCAGGUUUCAGUCAGGUAAUUAAUUUACAGGAAGUGGCUAGCAGAGUUGUCAGUUUUUCUCCCUACUUUUAUUUAUUUCCUAAGUGCUUCUUUAAACUGCGAUCUGAAGGCAGCCCUGUAAUGGGAAGUUUUAAAUGUUUGAUAAUUUAGUGUGCUUUAUAGACAGUCGUACCUUGGUUUUCGAACAGCCUAGUUUUCGAACGUUUUGGCUCCUGAACGAUCGAAACCCGGAAGUGACUGUUCCAGUUUUCGGACGUUCUUAUAGAAGCCAAAUAUCCGACAUGGCUUCUGCAGCUUCUGAUUGGCUGCAGGAGUUUCCUGCAGCCAAUCAGAAGCCGCUCUUUGGUUUUUGAACAUUUUGGAAGUCGAACAGACUUCCGGAAUGGAUUACGUUCAACUUCCAAUGACUGUAUGCUGUAAGCCACCCAGAGUGGCUGAGGAAACCCAGCCAGAUGAGUGGGAUAUAAAUAAUUAAAGUUAUUAUAGUUGUUAUUAUUAUUAUUAUUAUUAUUAUUAUUAUUAUUAUUAAAUACAAGAGGAAAGCAUUUUCAAAACAGCUACAAUUCUUGUUCACGUGUCUGUCCUAGUCACAGUGGAGGCUAGAAUCUGCGAUUAAACAAAUGAAUGUGGUUUCACUUGCCUUAUGCUUUGGGUGACAUCUGUAAUAUUGUUGCCAUUUUUAAUGCGGUGUGUGUGUAAUCUUUAUAAAAUGUUUCAAGAUUUCUCUUCUAAUAGUAAGUGGUAUAAAAAUAUUACUGAAUAAUUAAGAAAAUGUUACUCUUCCCCUUCUAUCUCUGGUUCACCCUUUCAAUAGCACUUUCAGAAGUACAAAUCAAAUCAACCGGGAGAAAGCUGGGUGGCAGAGCAUAAGGAAAUGGAAGCAGAGUUCAGUUCCCCCUCCCCACACACCCUUUUUAGUGUUAAAAGUGGACACACCCUCCCAUUUUAUAAAUGAAUGGGGCAGGCAAAUAAUUACACCUCUAGAUAGACAUCUGAUUUUGCUCUUAGACAGCAUGAAGUACAUAAGGUGUCAACCACAGACUUCCUGCUACAGUUCCCGAAGUUUCCUGUAAAGAGAUUUGAUUGUUAAACCAUGCUGGAAAUUGUAGCUCAGCGAAGGGAUUAGGGGCCUCCCAACAUCUCUUAGCACCCUUAGCAAAGUACAGUUUCCAAUAGCCUUUGGGGAAAGCCAGGACUGUUCAAAGUGGUAUCACAGAGCUUGAAAUUUAUGGUGUGAAUGUGACUCUAGUUGAAGGCAACUGAUCAUCAUAGGCAUUAAAAUGGUGCCCUUUCAUUUUUCUGUCUUUCAGGACCAGUACCAGGACCAGGUCCAUGGCGAUUCACUACGACCUUACGUUACCAUUGUGGCUGAGGCAGUUAGGAGUGAUAAGAAAGAACAGGGCUACAAAUUUUCAAUGUACCUGAAGCAUGACCGCUACAAAGCCCAGAUGAAAAUAGUUGGAAGUGAGCUUGCCAGAACCAAGUGGAGAGCAUGUCUUGAUAGUGUUGUGCAACCUUACACACUCCAGGUAAAAAAACAAAACAUUUUUUAAAAAUGUGCUUUCAUUUAUUUUUGUGGUUUGUAAGACAAUUUUCAGCAAUGCUUCUCUGAAGCUACAUGUGAUAAACUACUGAAAUACAAUAAAACAAAUUUUCACUAAUAAUAAACAUCGAAUAGAUUAAGAACCGAGGCAGAGCAGUUCUUAUUUUUAAAGAUAAUAAAAAGCAUUGUCCCACACUAGCUAGGGGGCACAGAUUAUUACAGGCAGAAGAUCUGCUUAAAGUUGAAAGUUCACUAAACUUCAGAAAUCAAAAAGCAUCUCCUAGAAUGUAGAGGGAGAAGUUGCCACAUAUUGGUGCAAUAACUUGAAAAGAGAAGUGUUCCACACAAGCACAAACCAUACCUAUGCCAAUCUCAACAUGCAGGUUUGUGAGGGGCGAGAUAGUUCUUUAAAUAUCCCUUACCAAGAUCGUUUAGGUUGGCCAAUUGCUUGCUUAUGAACUGCCAACUCAUAAGAAAAAAUUAACGGUGGUCUACAAAACAGUUACUAAAGCACUCAUUGGGUUCUGUGAUAAUAAAACACAGAGCAAAUGGCCAGUCCCAAAUACUCUCAUUGAUAGAACAAAAAUAUUUUCAGCAUAUAAAACAGGGGCAUUCCCGCCCCCCAUGCAAUGAGGAUGCCAUUGUGAUAGGAUCCAAAUGGGUCAUUGGCUUUUCAUCCCCAUGGUAUUAAAUAACUUUUUUUUUUAUUUCCUACCUAAGAAUGAACUGAGCUGGGGUGACAACUGCAAAGAUUACAACAUUCGAGUAAAGGCUUCCAGUGGGCUGGUUGCAGAACGGGACGCAUUCGAAAUUGAGAUGAAAUGGACAAAGGUUCCACGCUAUCUAGAGAAAUGUGCUGCUUGGUAUAGCAUCUACCUCAUUUCUUAUUAAUUACUAAUUGUCGCACAUAUUGGGGGGGGGUUAAUUUUAAAAAAUCUGACUAAAUCCUGUUUUGAUUUCAUCAAGGGUUAUGGAUCUCAUUCCUGGUAUUGCAUACAUGAAAUACUUCACAGCGGUUUAUCAGAAGAAUCCUUCACGCCAGGUUCUGUUCAGAAUAGUCCAGUCUUCUCCAUGGACAACAGCUACAAUCUUGAGAGUUCCCGGGGCAUGUAUUUGUUAUCUCUUUUAUUAAAUAUGGGUUAUUAAAUAAGUGUAGUUUGUCUUUGGGGAAGCAACUGGGUGGUCAGCAAGUAUAGAGAAUAUAUAUUUUCAGGUUUAAUUAAACCACAUACAGUACCAUCAAAUUCGGGUGGUACACUUAAAGUGGGUGAUUUUGCACAGCAGGCCCCCUACUCCCUAAAAGCAGAGUUUUUUUCAAAAAAGAAAGUGAUGUGAAAGUGUGGAAUAAGAAUUGCUUGAUUCAAUGUCUUAUACUGUAUUGGCCCGAAUAUAAGCCACACCUUUAAAAUUCAAGGGGGGGGGGAGGAAAAAAGACAAUACUUGAAUAUAAGCCGCUCCCUUAAAAUUCCACAGGCACUCACAUCCGUUCCAUUUUACCGUAUGUCUGUUUCAGCAGCAAUAUCACUAAAAGCCCUUUUUUGUAAGGUUGCAAAUUUAAGCCGCACUUUAACAUUUCACAGUCGGAAUUUGGAAAAAGAAGAAGUGAGGCUUAUAUUCAAGCCAAUAGGGUAACUUGCCCCAAACAAAUCAAAAUGGUUGCUCAAUCAACAGGCCCCUGGAAGCAAUCUGUAGGUUGGAUCCAUAUUCUGUUUGUGUCCUUUCCACAAACAGAAGGGAUUCUUCUGUUUGAAGAUUCAGUCAAGAUCCAGGGAGGAAGGAGGGGGAUAUUUUCUUGGUGCAGCUGCCUAUAUUACUUUUCAUGCUCCUCCCAAUAGUCUCCAACCUGUGGAGAAGAUUUUGAGGGGACACAGGGAACUUUAAGGGGAAGGAAGAAUCGACAAAGAUACCACCAUCUCCACUUCCUCUAGUGAGAGUAGAACUGCUGAGUUUAAAUCAGUAUGCAUCCCUAUGGGUUUAGAAAAUUUGGGGGAAAAGAAAGAAAGAUAUGUUUUAGUUUAUGUAGUUAAGUGAUCAAUCAAAACACAAGCUUUGUCUACAGCCACAUUGGUCCUUAUACAUUCAUUCUUUGUUUUCUAGGAAACCUUUUACAGAGAUGGCCUCUGUUUUCCAUUUUCUUUACCCGCUUUCGAAACUCCAUAUUAUCAAUCUUCAGCAAAAAGGGCAUAUGAUUUAUUUGAAUUAAUGUCAUGGGCACCCAAAGGAGGUGAAGGUAAAUUAAUACUUUACUUACAUCAGGCAAGUCUUUAAAUUUAAAGCAUUGCCUGCUCUUAGCUUGUAACAGGACCAUUUUGCAAGCAUAUUGUUUCUAACUUUAAGCCUUCUGUUUAGCAAUUAUAUAUUGUAAAUGGAUUUAGUGAUUUUACACGGCUCAUUUGAUAUGUUUUUUAAAUAAUUAUUAUAAAUUAUGAUGUUGUUCUUCUGUUUUGUAACCCACCUUGCAACCUUAAAUACAUUGAAAUGAAUAAAUAGAUAAAUAAUUGACAGCACAGUCCUAUGAACGUAAACUCAGACAUAAGUCCCAAUAAGUGCAGUAAGACAUACCCAGAAAGUGUAUAUAAAUUACAACCACAUUAUCAUCGAUCAAACUGUCAGAAGGAGUUUUCUUGCUUGCUUAUAGCCACAAAAAGGUCACUUAUCCAUGAUCAGGGUGGGCAGCAGUUAUGGCCUGGCGCAGUGCCCCAAGACCGGGGGGGGGCAGCCCUCUUCUCCAGUCUGGCUGCUGGUUUUGGCCUUGGGCAGCUGCAAGGAGUAAUGGGAUUGCCUGCCACAACUUUAAAUUAAACUGGUCAAUAGAGGCUGAAGGGGCAGAUGGGGCCUAGGCAACGGACCAGAGUGAGCGAGUCUUUGUUCUGGUCCACCGCUGCUCUAGUUAAGCCACCUUGGACUUGGCAGCGCAGUCAGCAGAAGAUCAGUCCUUGGUGUAGCUUCUGAAGAGUAGGUUGAGUCCAAGCAUUACUCCAUGCUCAGGCAGAUACAAUAUCUCAGGGUAUCCCAGUAAAGAUGGCUGGAUGGAAGCUUCUGUCCUAAUGGCAGCCUGACGGGGGGCAGCUUAGUUGACCUACAUCUUUUGUAAAAGUGGCAAAAGUCUGGCAAAAACUGAGAUCUAGUCGAACUGAGAGGCUUUUUGGAUCAAACAGGCUUCCCUGGUUAUUCAUCCGAACUGCAAGAGAUGGAAUCUAAGUCUAACAAGAAAAUGUACUUCCAGACAUCUGCCUAAACAUUGCAUAUUUCUGGCUAUCUUAUGUUCACUGCUGCAUCUGACUUCUUUUUUUGGGGGGGUGUCAUCUUGCCAGCUGUAUGUGAGGUGGACAACGAACGGAUCAUGACCUUUGAUAACAAGGUAUUCAAUGUAACUACAACCAAACAUGCCUGUGACCUUUUGGUAGUCCAAGACUGCAACAAAAAUGAAAAUUAUGAACCACGGUUCCGUGUUUGGAUAUCAAAGUCCAGACCUGAUAGUCCAGGAGAGGUUCACGUCAAUAUCUCUUCAGAGUAAGUUUUAACAAAUACACAGCUUUUUCAGAUAAUAAAGGAAAAAAUAAAGGUUUAACCUUUACAGUGGUACCUCAGGUUAAGAACUUAAUUCGUUCUGGAGUUCCGUUCUUAACCUGAAACUGUUCUUAACCUGAGAUACCACUUUAGCUAAUGGGGCCUCACGCUGCUGCUGCGCUGCUUUCUGUUCUCAUCCUGAAGCAAAGUUCUUACCCCGAGGUACUAUUUCUGGGUCAGCGGAGUCUGUAACCUGAAGCAUCUAUAACCUGAAGCGUCUGUAACCCGAGGCACCACUGUAUUUCCGUUUCCCCCCUUUAAUGGGAACUGCAUUAGAAAUAAUUGCAAACUGGGCCACAGGACCCAGACUGCAGAAAUGUGCAGUUUUCUCAGAUCUAAAUGGAAUCAGAUCACAGUUAUCCCAUGCCAUGCUGCUGAUGCCUUGAGGGGUCUAUAGCAACCAAUAUUGGGGGAAGAAAUGCAUUUGGUUUCAAAUUUAAUGUGAACCUACUUCCUUUCAAACCACAGCGAAGGCAGCAUGAGGAGCCUCAGGGGGAAUUGGUGCAGUUUUGCAGUGCACUCGUAAAUGACAACUAUGGGAGAAAGAUGGGCUGCUUCACACUGAUUGUUAAUAUCAGUUUUUUCACCUUCUAACAAAAAGCAUUCUCCCCCCCCCCCCCAGGAUCAGAAGCUAUAUCAGAAUCUUACCUACCAUGAAUAAGCUUUCUUUGUUAUACAAUGAGAAUCGAGUCCUGCUUGACAAAAAGGAGUUUGAGGAUGAGAAAGGUACUGCAUCUGAUAUUACACUUUUUCUUAAAUCACAACACAGUUCCAUUCACCUGAGUCAACUUAAAUCCAUGUACUCUGACUAUUGGUUAUAUAUUGGUAAUCAAUUUUAUUUAAAAAAAAAAAAACCUUGAAUAACUUGGGACACACCCACCCCGCAUAAUAAUGAAAGAAAGUAAACAUUGAAAAUAAGUUAGUAAGCCUUGAUCAGUAAAGGUGUGAUGGGUUAGCUGAGUAUCCUACCCAUGAAUUUGAUUAAAAUUUUUGUACACGGUAGUCAAUACAAGCUGAUGUCACAGAAUCUCGCAGCAAAAAUUGCUGUGUCUCUGGUCCCAUUCUGUAGGCAAGACUCAAAAAGUAAUGUAAAACGAAUGAACAAAAUGUGCGCAUUUCUAUGUACACUGCUGAAACAUGCUCUUGCUCUUGAAAUAAUUGGUAAGCCAUUUUAAACCAUCCCAUCUCUCCACAGCGCACGUUAAAAUGUGUAAAAAUGAGACCACUGUUGCUAUUGAGGCACCACUGAUAGGCCUAGUGAAUGUGACGUACGAUGGUGAAACUCUGAUGGUAAGUCUGACAGCCGGCUGCUUUUUGUGCUAGGAUUUCUUGCUCCAUUCCUUUAAUGCACUGCAUUGUAAGGAUACAAACACAAGCUUCUACAGUAAAUAUCCAUUAUCCAUGCAGAUUACAGUCGCUUCCAACAUGAGAGGUAAAACCUGCGGACUCUGUGGAAACAAUGACGGUGAAAUGAGUAAUGAAGCCCAGAUGCCCAAUCAAGAACAGGCAUCAACCACUACAGAGCUUUUGCGUUCCUGGUCUUUGACGGAUAGGUGUGAUAGAGGUGAUAGAGGUCAGUUAAAUUUGGAAACUACAUUCUCCAUACAACUUCCCUAGGAAAAAAAUGGCACAGCACUACAUCACAUCCCUCCCAGAGGCACUUGUAGCCGUGGAUGGAAUUGCCAGGCACUAGUCAUGGUGGCAGCAACACCUUCUAGCCACUUAAACUGGUUUUUAUCUGGAAUUGGGGCAGUCUUUUAAGCUUUAAAGGCAGCCUUCAGAGCAGCCUGUAAAGUUGUAAGUAGCCUUCAACAAAUAUUAGGGGAUGAAAUUUUGGGUGAGAAUGGAACAGAAUAGACCUUGGUUUGUCCACAUACAGAAGUGCCAAGGCUACCAGUCCAUGCCUAAUUCCCAACUACACAAAGUUGGGAGGGGACAAUGACAAUUGUGUUGUCACUGAUCUGCUAUGCAUCUCUCAGCUUGAAAGUUCAGGACUCUCUACUUUCUACCAUUACUAAGGCUGCAAAUGUGUCUCUGUGAGCAGAAUGCAUGUCCGAAGCAGAGAGUCUUUUAAGACAGAGGUGGAUUGCCAUAUACCCCCUUCAACUGGGAUCACAGCUGUGCCUUUCAUAAGGCAAAGCUGACUGCCACUGCAAUGGAAGGAGGAAGGGAGAAGCGAGGCUUUGUACCAUUAAUGCAGACAGCUGGUGCGAUUCUCUCCUUACUGAGUGGCCCUGUCCAGGGUUUACCUCCCUUCUCGUUCUUGAAGAGGCUGGUUAGUUCAAACAUAUGUGUGCCUCUAGAAAAUGUAACUUGAGAAAAGAGACAUUGCACAUACUUUUGUAAACCAAGAAAUCAUCAAUAAAAAAUAUGUAAAAACAAAAAACAAAAAAUGUACGCGUGACAUUCAAAUCCACUACACCAUUGGGUUAUCUGCCCAUUAGUAUUUCACACUUCAGAGCUGGAUGUAGUUGCUUGAUUGACUGAACUGAUCUUUAGCAUGUUGCCUUAAUAGGAUAACCCACAUAUCCCUGCAGAAGUUUUCUUUACCAAAAAUAGCAUUAUUAUUUGAUUUUAAAAAAUUCUUUAUAGCACUUGCCUCUUUCUUUGCUUCUUUCAGUUUGGAUUUGCAACUGUAUGUAAAAAACUGAAAGAAUUACCAAUUUUAUGCUGUUUGUAGAUGUGGAGACAAAAAUUAGAAUUGUAUACAGCAUUGUAAAUAUUCCAUACCCAUUCCAACAAAUUAUUUGACUGGGGGGUUUUGUUGUUGUUGUUAAUUCAAGGUGGGAAUGUCCACACUGCUAAAAAAUAUAUCACUUGGACUCUGUUGAUUGAUGGUGAUUUUCCUUUUUUGACAGAAAUGGAAGCAACGUCUGACUCAGAGGCUUGGGCAGCUUAGCUCUGAGAAGACUCCAGACUGGGUGAACAUUACCCUGACAACGUACUUCAGAUCAACCUUUCGAUAUCUCAAAUUAACUGAGUUAUCUCGAGAACCACCUUGGGGAUGCCAGUGCUACAUCAAAUGAUAAAUAUAUUAAUUAAUGUUAAUUGGAACUAAACUAAAAUCAAAUGCAUUCUGCAUUGUAUGAAGUUCUAAAUAAAAAAUCCAUUGUGC
Podarcis lilfordi (Lilford's wall lizard) is the source of this 34434-nucleotide messenger RNA. Lineage: Eukaryota; Metazoa; Chordata; Lepidosauria; Squamata; Lacertidae. The record is from the annotation of a GenBank genome assembly.